Messenger RNA from Trichobilharzia szidati, 1507 nucleotides. NCBI's taxonomy places the organism in Eukaryota, Metazoa, Platyhelminthes, Trematoda, Strigeidida, Schistosomatidae. The record is from the annotation of a GenBank genome assembly.
AUGUACUAUCAAAAUCCGAUCCACGUAUGUCCUGUACAUUCAUCUACAACGUGUUUCUUAGUCAUUGUUGUGUUCGAAAAGUCAUUUCCGGAUGAUCAGUGGGUUGAGCUGGAUAGAACAGAGAUAAUCCAGAACAACCUAAAUCCAGACUUUGCUAAGAAAAUUGUUAUGGAAUAUCAUUUUGAAGAACAACAAAGACUAAAUUUCGCCGUGUAUGAUGUUGACAGCAAAUCCGACAAAUUGGACAAACACGACUUUUUGGGAAAUUGUGAAACUACUCUAGGGGAAAUUGCAUCGUCAGGUAAAAUCACAAAGCCGCUAAAAAAUGGUCCUUCAAAAGACUGUGGUUCAAUUAUUAUUUCUGCUGAGGAAGUUUCUUCUUGCAAAGACGAACUUACACUUGAUCUUUCAGGAAGGAUGCUGGAUAAGAAGGAUAUAUUCGGAUCUUCUGACCCUUUCCUAGCAUUUUAUCGAGUAAAUGAAGACAGAAGUCGGACGGUUGUUUAUCGUACUAAAGAGAUAAGAAAUACAUUGAAUCCUAACUGGAAACAAAUGGUCAUACCAAUGAGACUUUUAUGCAAUGGAGAUCAUGACAGACCAGUGGUUAUUGCCUGCAUUGACUGGAAUAGAAGUGGAAGAGAAAGUUUAAUUGGUGAAAUCACGACAUCUGUGAAUGAAUUGUUACAAAUGUAUAACAGUGGUGUAUACUCUCUUGACCUUAUUAAUCCUCGUAAGGCCAAAAGGCAUAAACAUUAUCAGAAUUCUGGAACUCUUCAUUUAAAUUUGGUGAGAGUAGAGAAAAUAUACAGCUUUUUGGAAUAUGUACAAGGAGGCACUGAACUGAGCUGUUGUAUUGCAAUCGAUUUUACAGCAAGCAAUGGUAGUCCACAAGUUCCCGGUACACUGCAUUACAGUACAAUUUCACAGCCAUCACAAUAUGCAUUAGCUUUACAAGCUGUCGGUGAGAUAAUCAGUGAUUAUGACAGUGAUAACCUGUUCCCUUCAUUUGGAUUCGGUGCUUGUAUUCCACCGGAUAACACAGUUUCACAUUGUUUCCCUUUGAAUGGACAUAUGGAUAAUCCAUAUUGUGAAGGUAUACAAGGUGCUAUGGCUGCUUAUGCUCAUUCUUUGAGAACAGUUAAAUUUCAUGGGCCAACAAAUUUUGCACCAAUUAUUAAUACAGUAGCUAGUAUUGCUCGACAGUCUGUUGAUGGUUCUCAAUACUCAAUUUUACUAAUUCUAACAGAUGGUAUCAUAUCAGAUUUACCGCAAACAAAAGCGGCUAUCGUAAAUUAAUAAUCUUUAGUUUAGGCGAAUAUUUCGCUCCUGCAUUCAGUACAAAUUCUGACAGUGAUAUGUGGAUAGGUUAACACUUUCUGGAUGCCUAAUCUGGAAGUUGAUAUUCUUUCCAAUUCGUCUGAAAAACAAAAUGGACUAAUUUCUCAUGACUCUAACACUCAGGAAAUAUCUGCUUUGAAGUCAGUGAUGAUAUGCACCCGUAUUGCGG